Boeremia exigua is the source of this 1488-nucleotide messenger RNA. RefSeq lists its product as uncharacterized. Gene Ontology annotation, molecular function: guanyl-nucleotide exchange factor activity. Gene Ontology annotation, cellular component: recycling endosome. The transcript has 4 exons. Bases 1 to 1488 code for a protein of 495 amino acids. Lineage: Eukaryota; Fungi; Ascomycota; Dothideomycetes; Pleosporales; Didymellaceae. The record is from RefSeq and is a predicted model, not a curated record.
AUGAAUCUGCCAGACGGCUUUCGAAACUGGGCGGUGGCAUUUAUCGUCUGCAAUUUCAACGUCGAUGUAGGCCCAGAGAUUGAGAUCUUAUAUCCACCCAACGUUGCUUUCAGCACAACAGACCUAACUGCAAUAUGCUUCAACAGCUUCCCAGAACAACAAAAUACCGAGACGGCUGAAGACCUGACAUUCAACUUCACCAUCACCAACAAUUCGCCCGACAUCAAGCUGAGCUCACCGCACCCACCACACGGUAGCGCAGAUUUGUUCUUUGCGUCAUGUGUAUUCCGCCAGGAGUUCGAUGAUACGAUGAAGAGGAGUUUCAAUCAGAGAUCGCUGGUCCUGAUAUCGCACCAUGACUUCACCAGCUUCAACAACCGCAUCCUAAGGACUAUGACAGAGAGCGGAGUGAUCAGUGAUCCAACUACCCUUGAAGGCGCUCACGCUCAAAUGAACAACUGGUCGGCCCCGUCCGUAGGCCACCAUGAGCUGCCAUUCCUUGGACGUAUCCUUAGUCUGGACAUUGCACCUCACUCGUCGUUCCCGUUGCAGGGACUUGCCGGCUCGGUACCUCUAAUAGCAGAGCUCAACCCGUCGAUAUACGCAUAUGAGCCGGUCGGUUCCUGGGACAUCAUCAUGAACUACAUGCCGUGCAUCACCGAUCUCUACGUGCUCUACGAAAAGCUGGUCCUCUGCGAAUCCGUCAUAGUAGUCGCCAAAUCACCCCAACUGGCCAGCGAAGCUGUAUCCUCGCUGCUCGACAUUAUCAGGCCUAUUCCCUAUGCCGGCGUUGUCAAACCUUACAUGACCAUGCAAGCCGACUUCCGCAGUAUCGGUAUAGAUGGUGGUACUCCGCGGCCCUUUAUAAUUGGCAUUACCAAUCCCUUCCUGCUAAAGCGCAUCGUCGCCGCCGCAGAGAAGACACAAGGCAUGCGCCCACACAUCCUAUACCUGCAGAACUUCGACGGCCCAGUGCCCACGCGGCGCCACCACUCGCUGCACCACAAGUCCAGCCGUAACGUGCUUCUGGAUCUGCCCGGCGGUGGCAUAGAAGUCCACACGCCUUCCAAGCGCUACCUGAAAGCCGAAUCCAGCGUUGUCAACCAAAUCGAAAGCGUGUUGAGACUCGACAGCCAGACCUCGUCGCUUGGCCCACUGAUCCGACGACACUUUGCUGAACUCACAGCCCAGCUCAUUGCGCCCGUCAACCGCUACCUGGCCACCAGCAAUGUCGUGACGCCCGGAGGACACCAGCGGUACGCCUCGUUCUCCAUCCCCGACUUUCUCGCAAGUGUGAGUAAGCACGGUACGAGUGUGAAACUGAGGGGCCAAGCCCCGAUGCAGAGACAUAGGGCUAGGGAUGCGCUGUAUGCGGCGUUUUGUGCGAGUGAGAAUUUCUACAGCUGGCUGGAUAUGAAGAUCAGCUUGGAGAACGAGGCGAGUGCGGGGCUGUUGGGGGCGGCGCCGAUGGGGGUCAAGGGUAGCUGA